Blumeria graminis f. sp. triticale is the source of this 1692-nucleotide messenger RNA. The record is from the annotation of a GenBank genome assembly. Lineage: Eukaryota; Fungi; Ascomycota; Leotiomycetes; Helotiales; Erysiphaceae.
AUGCUUUCCAGAACGUCAACGGCGCCAAAAGGGGGCCAAAAGAAUGUCACCUUCACGCGGAGAUAUGUUGAAGGAUUAAUCUCAGAUGGAAAAACUAUUAUUAUCUUUGAAGGCAAAGUACUAAAGGUUGAUGCCUGGUUGAAGUUCCAUCCUGGCGGGGAGAAAUCCAUUCUUCAUAUGGUAGGCAGAGAUGCCACUGAUGAAAUCAAUGCGCUACAUUCGGCGCAAACAAGACAGAGAAUGCAAAAUUAUUGUAUCGGACGAAUUGAAGGUCCUUGGAAGAACUUUAUACCUCCGAUACAAGGCGGUAUAUUUAAAAAAUAUGAUGAUAAAACUAUAGAUACAGACGAAGAGUUACAAUAUUCACCAUCCAACUUUAGUCGCUCUAGUAGCUCUGAUAUCUCAGGACAGUCCUCGUCUGUGUUUGACGACGAUGACCUAAAUAUCCGGCUACGUAAACAAUCACCGAAUUCCUCCCAUUCAUCAAUAAGCUCCCUUCUUGAGUCUCCGAAAGAUAUAUCACACAUGGAUUACCUCACAAAAGAAAUGAUAGAUUUAGAUCUUGCCAAAUAUCCGUCUUUAGAUCCUGCUACACAGUGUGAAGUUGUUCGAAAGUACCGCGAACUACUACAGAAACUUCAUGAAGAGCAUUUAUUCGAUUGUAAUUAUAGAAGUUAUGCCAUUGAAGCUGGUCGGUAUGGACUCCUACUUUCUGCCAUGUUAUUAUGUCUACAGAAUGGAUGGUACGCUAUUAGUGGGAUUUUUCUCGGGCUUUUAUGGCAUCAACUCGUCUUCACUGUACAUGACGCAGGCCAUAUGGGGAUCACUCACAACUUUACGCUAGACACUGUGAUUGGAAUUUUAAUUGCAGAUUUUAUUGGAGGCCUGUCUUUGGGAUGGUGGAAACGAAAUCAUAACGUUCAUCAUAUUGUGACCAACUCACCGGAACAUGACCCAGAUAUUGAGCACCUCCCUUUUUUCGCAAUUUCUCACAGAUUCUUACAAUCUCUAAGGUCUUCCUUUUACGAGAGGAUAAUGUGUUAUGACGCUUUUGCACAAUUUGUCAUUCCUUAUCAAGCCUACUUAUACUAUCCACUUCUAACCUUUGGUCGGUUCAAUCUUUACUUCUUGUCUUGGGAAUUUCUCCUUCGAGGCUUAGGUCCCAAAAAAGGACCUGCUUGGUGGCAUCGAUGGCUCGAGCUUGUGGGACAAGUAUUCUUUUGGUACUGGUUUGGAUAUGAAAUUUUGUACAAGUCUAUCCCGAACAUUUCGAGUCGAAUUGCCUUCUUAAUGCUCAGUCAUAUGGUGACUAUGCCAUUACAUGCACAGAUAACUCUGUCCCACUUUGCUAUGAGUACCGCGGAGCUUGGUCCUCAAGAAUCUUUUCCACAGAAAAUGCUUCGCACGACAAUGGAUGUCGACUGUCCCCAAUGGCUUGACUUCAUACAUGGUGGUCUUCAAUUUCAAGUAAUACAUCAUUUAUUCCCUCGAAUGCCAAGGCACAAUCUUCGACGUACUCAAAAGCUUGUGCAAGAGUAUUGUUCAGAUGUGGGGAUUCCUUAUGCCCUUUACGGCUUUGUCGAUGGAAGUAAACAAGUAAUUGAUCGCUUAGAAGAAGUAAGCAGACAAGCUGCCAUUAUAUCAAAAUGCCAGAAGACUCUUUUCGAAAAAGGUAGCUCUUUUCACCUAUGA